Molecule: messenger RNA, 1137 nt
Organism: Sardina pilchardus (European sardine)
Lineage: Eukaryota; Metazoa; Chordata; Actinopteri; Clupeiformes; Clupeidae
Gene: pir
Product: pirin
Exons: 9
Coding region: 146-1012 (288 amino acids)
Biological process (GO): monocyte differentiation
Cellular component (GO): nucleus
Molecular function (GO): quercetin 2,3-dioxygenase activity
Source: RefSeq, a predicted model, not a curated record
GACCGAAUGACUCAGCGGUUUUACAGCAACAGCUGGGGUUUGCUUUUGUCUAUAUUCCGGUGAUAGUUCUAUGCCAGAAUUUAGCUGUCACUUUUAUCAAUGCGAACGAGAUAGAGCAGGCUUUGAGUAGGCUAUCAUAAGCAAGAUGAACGUAAGGAGAGUCGUCAAAACCAUCCUCAGUGUGGAGCAGGCGGAGGGUGUAGGUGCUCGUGUGCGCAGGAGUAUCGGGAGAAAGGAUCUGAAGAAUUUAAAUCCCUUUCUGAUGUUAGAUGAAUUCUUUGUAAGCAAGCCUGCCGGUUUCCCCGAUCAUCCACACAGAGGAUUCGAAACCGUCACUUAUCUCCUGAACGGCACUUCAGCACAUGAGGACUUCUGUGGCCACCACGGGAAACUGGAGGCAGGUGACCUACAGUGGAUGACCGCGGGGAGGGGCGUGGUGCACGCUGAGAUGCCCGUGUCUGAGGAGCCCGUCCACGGCCUGCAGCUGUGGGUGAACCUGAGGAGGGAGCACAAGAUGGUGGAGCCGCACUACCAGGAGCUGAGGGCACCACACAUCCCCCGACCCAGCCGAGGUGGCGUCACCGUGGCCGUCAUCUCCGGAGAGGCCCUGGGGGCCAAGUCCAAGGUCUACACGCGCACCCCCACCAUCUAUCUUGAUUUCAAGCUAAAGCAAGGCGCUCAGCAUGUGCAGCCAGUACCUGCAGGAUGGAUAGCAUUUAUCUACACUCUCUCGGGGUCGCUGUGUGUUGGUCCAGCUGUGGACCAGCGGCGAAUAGAGCCCCAUCACACGUUAGUGCUGGAAGAUGGAGAUUCCAUUCAAGUGGAGAAUAAGGCAACGGAGGACUCCCAUUUUGUACUGAUUGCUGGAGAACCGAUUGAUGAACCAGUGGUUCAACAUGGGCCGUUUGUCAUGAACACAGAGGAGGAGAUCGUACAAGCCAUCAGAGACUAUCGAACGAAAACCAACGGCUUUGAGAGGGCAAAGGCCUGGAGAUCUAAAAUUGCUCACUAGUGGCUCAAGUCCCUAAAAUGACCACUCUAACACAUCUGUGUAGCGUUGCUGUGGGAGUCAAAGUGUGUGUGUGUGUGUGUGUGUGUAUUGCUGUCAUCUCUCAGGCAUUAAAAUAUUUAUCAGAA